This is a messenger RNA of Scleropages formosus (Asian bonytongue), 1579 nucleotides long. RefSeq names its product protein tyrosine phosphatase mitochondrial 1 (gene ptpmt1). The record is from RefSeq and is a predicted model, not a curated record. The transcript has 4 exons. Bases 91 to 633 code for a protein of 180 amino acids. Gene Ontology annotation, biological process: protein dephosphorylation. Gene Ontology annotation, molecular function: phosphatidylinositol-4,5-bisphosphate 5-phosphatase activity; phosphoprotein phosphatase activity; phosphatidylglycerophosphatase activity. NCBI's taxonomy places the organism in Eukaryota, Metazoa, Chordata, Actinopteri, Osteoglossiformes, Osteoglossidae.
AACUGCUACUUUCCACCACCGGUGAUUUAGGCCGGUUGGAGGGCGCCGGAAUGCGCUUAUAUCUACCGACUUUGUUUGUAAGCGUCCACGAUGUCUGGAGUGCUGGCCAGACUGCUGUUUUACCCUACUCUUGGGUACAAUGUCGUUAUGGAGAAAAUUUCAUCGAGAAGGUGGUUUGACCGAGUGGACCAGACUGUCAUUCUCGGAGCUCUCCCCUUUAAGUCUAUGACAGAUGAGUUGGUACACAGAGAAAAUGUCAGAGGGGUUGUCACCAUGAAUGAGGAAUAUGAGACGAAAUACUUCUGUAACUCUGCCGAGGAAUGGAAGGCAGUUGGCGUAGAGCAGCUGCAGCUCAGCACGGUGGACCUAACUGGGGUGCCAAAUCUGGAAGACCUGCACAAAGGUGUAGAGUUUGUUCUGCGACACAAGGAGCAGGGCAGCAGCGUAUACGUGCACUGCAAGGCCGGCCGCUCCCGUAGCGCAACCUUGGUGGCAGCGUAUCUCAUUCAGCUCCAUUGUUGGAGCCCUGAGAAAGCCUGCCAGGCUCUGAAGUCCAUCCGUCCACAUGUUUUGGUCCGAAGUGCCCAGAUGAACAUGCUGCACCAGUAUCAUAAGCAGGUCUGCAGCACCUGAUCAUCCCAGGAGAGGUUCUAAGAAUCAUGUGGCAAGAGCUAAAAGUUUAAACGAACUUGAGUUUGUGAAGUUAUGGGAAUACAUGCAGAUGGCAGCUUGUGCAAUUGUUUUUAUGCCAUAUAGAAGAGAUGGACAAAAUAACAUUUUUAUGAAGAAAAUUCUGGUAUUCAUAUGUCUGAAUGGGCUUUUGUUUUAAAUGUAGUCGUUACAUUACUGUUUGUACAUUUUAAGAGGAAAAGGCAAUGGAGGUCAUUUUCCUUAUUAAUUUUUGUUUUGACUGGAAAUGUCUUUUCCCCUCUCCUUAUGUCAAUUUCUUGCACUAUGUUUAGCCUGCCGUUGAAAAGCCAUUAAGCGCUGGCUUUCUGAAAAAUCCUGAACUACUCAGGAAUUGUGGAUGAUCAAUGGACUUUCUCCAAAUCAGUUCACCUCCCAAUCCUAUCAGUAAAUUAAUCAAAUGACCUUGGGAUUUUGUUGUUUGAGUAAAUCAUUUGAAAGUGUAAUUAUUAGAAGUGCCUUAGCAGGGUUUUUUGCCACGGUAAGCUAAAGAUGCAAGACAGACUUGGAAAAAACAAUGAGGAUGUCAUUUUGAAGUUAUCAGUUCUGUGGUUUCAGUGUGGUAAAAGAUGUGAUUUACGUUAUUUGGUAAUUACUUGGUUGAGGCUUUACCAAUUACCAUCCAGUUUUAUAUUUUUACUCUGUGCACAGAAUGACUGUCUAGGAAUUUUUUUUGUUCCUUUUGGGAACAAAAUUAUUUAAAACAAACUUGAAGAGGCACAAGUAAGAAAGUUAAGUGUGUCAUGGAGACUGCAUGACACCUUAAAAUGAGGUUUUUUUUUUUUUUUAAUAGCUUUUUUGGUAAUCAUGCUAAGACUGUUUCCUAGUGCCUUAUUUAUUUAAUUGUAAAAUAUUCAUAGGUAGACAUUUAACUCCCUUAAAAAUAUUAAGU